Xiphophorus maculatus (southern platyfish) is the source of this 6233-nucleotide messenger RNA. Its product is annotated as interferon-induced very large GTPase 1-like. The coding region runs from base 119 to 5431 and encodes 1770 amino acids. NCBI's taxonomy places the organism in Eukaryota, Metazoa, Chordata, Actinopteri, Cyprinodontiformes, Poeciliidae. The record is from RefSeq and is a predicted model, not a curated record. Gene Ontology annotation, molecular function: protein binding; GTP binding. The transcript has 6 exons.
AGAGAAUUUGGUUUCUCUGCUUUCACCUUGUUUCUAUUCUGUAGAGUUUCCAUUAAAAACUUUAAGAAGGAAGUCUUUAACAGAAGUAGGAGCGUUCUGUAAGUGGUGUGAGGUGUUGAUGAAUGUUUCUACAACAAUGGCAAACUUGAAGGAGGAGGAAGAGUUCUUUGAUGCAGCAGGUGCCUUUACUGAACCUGACUGUAAUCCAGAGGGAGGCUCCACUGUGUCACUGCAGUCUAACAAUGUUUCUCCACCUGUAGCUAUUCACUGGGUUGGGACCAACAUAGUUUCUUUUGGUUUAGCACCAAUUGUUUCCCCAGUUAGGUAUAAAUUUCUAAUAAAUUACACCAGUGACACACAUUCUGGGAGCAUGGAGACUAGAGACUGCAGCACUGUUGAAAUUGUGGGACUCAAACCUGGGACAGAGUACAGCUUUAGCAUCACAAGGAUUGCAGAAACAGAGGAAAUAGCUACUCUGUCUGUAGUUACAGACCCUGUUCCUCCCAUGGCAAUACAAGUCUCAGAGGUCAGCAAUGAGUCGCUUUCUCUCCAGUGGGACAAACCCUCUGGAGAAGUGGAGUCUUUCAUUGUUACCUGCUGCAGUGAUGGUGAACGUGUGCAAGAGUUAAAAACAGAGACAAACAGUGUGACGUUCAACAGCCUGAGGCCUGGGGUUAGUUACUCCCUCCAUGUUUCAACACAACUAAGGAAUGGAACAAUCAGCAAGCCAGCUGUAACAUCGGCCAAAACAAUGACUGAUCUGGAGUUCCAGUUAGAGGAUCUUGGGUUGAAGAAAUAUAAAAGAGAGAAAAUAUCAUUGAGCAAGAUUCUUGAAAUCGAUGAGAAGACCAUUACGGAUCAACCUGUAAAGUGUAAAUCUGAAAUUCCUUGGUAUUUUCUAAAAAAACAGAUGAUGGUUAAUGUAACUGCAAGAAAUGUGAAAUUCACUUCUGGAUGUGACUUAGUCUGCAAGGAUGCAGUAGGAACAGCAAAAUUAGAUCUGAGAAAUUUGCUUAACAUUCCAGACACGGAUGAUACAUUAAACCCUCUUGAUUUAAUCACUGCUCUCUUUCUGUGUUCUGAUGGGUUUGUUCAGCAAGAGUUAGCUCUCAAACUGUCCAUGUGUCAGUUCUCUGUUCCUCUGCUGCUUCCUAACUGUGAUACACAGCAGUGCACCCUCAUGCUGUGGGCCAUGAGAGACAUUGUAAAAAGGUACAGACCUCCAGCUCUUUCAGAAUCAAAAGGCUUCAUAGAAGAAAGAAUUGUAAAUUCUGAACUUCCAAUGAUCUCAUUUGUGAGACUGGGUGAGUGCUCUCUGUCCAAAUCAGAGAUCCUCAAUAAACUUCUGAGUAACUCUCAGCAAUACCAUGACACCUUUGUUCACCGUGACAUGGAGUGUGGAGACAGUCCAAGAAGAAUAUCCAAUGGACUGACUGAAAUGACCUGGUACCUUCCCUGUGGAAACAAAAACAUUGACAUUUUCAGUGAACCAGUUGCUAUAGCUAACCUUCGUGGAGACAUUGCUUCAUUUGAAACCCAAUUCUCCUUUUUGUGUCAGACAUCUGCAGCAGUUUUUGUGUUUUUUGAGAGUGAACAUUCUGGGUUAGAAUUUCUAACCCAGCAAAACUGCAAAGCUCAGAUCUUCCUGGUUGGCAAUGUUCGAAGUAAAACCUUCAGUCUGGAUGCUUUAGAAGAAGUUGCAACGAAGUUGUGCUUGACUAAUAACAACAUUAUUCUAAAAACCAAGAGCAUGAAUGAUGCAGAUUUUGUCAAAUGUUUGAGAAAAACGGUCAAUGAUGUUGUUCAUAGCCAGCAUAUAAAGAUUUCAGUUGAGAACAUGGUAAGUGUUGCCCAUGAACUGGGAGUCUUAGUAGAAGAAGAUGCUCCCGACUGCCAGGCUGGGAAAAUAAAUGCAGAUGCCAUCACUGCAGAGAUUGAAAACAUUCCUCAGUACAAAGAAGAACAUCUACCCCUACAAGGACAAAUAUGGAGGGAACUUACUUGUUUAGAAAAGGAAGAAUUUCGCCUCCAAAAGGUGGGUUCACAAAACAUCGAACAUUAUAGGAGUAAUCUUCAUGAGCAAAAAACAGAGCUACGUAAAAGGCAAAACUCCUAUGCAAUGUCACCGGCAAUGAGAUGCUUCAUCAAUGCUAUCUCCACCAAAGGUAUGGAGAGGUGCUAUUUUCUUAAAUGGAUGCAAAUGAACCUUGACAACCUGUCUCGGAUAAAACUGUCUGGUCUCAGGGAGCUUUACAAAGAAAAAAGCAAAGAUUCUGAGAACAAAGAAGAGAUCAAAGAAAUCGACCGACAACUUUCCAGCAGCUCACUGGGAGUUGAGCACUUCUUUCGUGAAAUGGGUCAGAUCUACGAAGCUUCUCUUUACCUUCCAGAAACAGAUCCAUCACGUCAACAGCUGCAACAUCUGCCCAAACUCUGUGCUCAGUUGUUGCUGGAUGGAUUUCCUCUUGAGCUUGUAGAUGGAGAUGCUUCCAACAUUCCUCUCAGAUGGGUGAGUGAUGUUCUCUCUCAGCUCAAUGACUUGGUGUCUCCAAAGAACAAGAUCCUGGUCGUCACAGUUCUUGGAGUUCAGAGCACAGGGAAGUCCACUCUCCUUAACACCAUGUUUGGAGUUCAGUUUGCAGUCAGCAGUGGUCGAUGCACUAGAGGUGCCUUCAUGCUGCUCAUCAAAGUCAAUGAAGACUUCAAGAAAGUUCUCAACUGUGACUUCAUGAUGAUCAUCGACACUGAAGGCUUAAAGUCACCAGAGCUAGCACAGCUGGACAACAGCCAUGAGCAUGACAAUGAGCUGGCAACACUUGUUGUUGGUCUGAGUGACAUCACCAUUAUCAAUAUUGCAAUGGAGAAUUCAACAGAGAUGAAAGACAUCCUGCAGAUAGUGGUGCAUGCUUUCCUCAGGAUGAAGGAGGUCGGCAAAAAGCCUCAAUGUCAGUUUGUUCACCAGAACGUUUCUGAUGUUUCAGCUCAUGAGAAGAACCUGAGAGACAGGAAGCUGCUGUUAGAACAGCUGAAUGAGAUGACCCAGGCUGCAGCUAAAAUGGAGAAGAAAGAGGAAUACAAGAGCUUCACUGAUGUGAUGGAGUAUAAUCCAGACACUGGGAACUGCUACAUUCCUGGACUCUGGAAUGGAAACCCACCAAUGGCUCCAGUCAAUGCAGGAUACAGUGAGACUGUCUAUGAACUCAAGAAAAACAUCAUCCAACAGCUGGGAAAGUGUGAGUCAACUUCUAAUAACAUCUUGGAGUUCACAGAGUGGAUAACCAGCCUGUGGAACGCAGUAAAACAUGAAAACUUCAUCUUCAGCUUCAGAAACAGCCUGGUGGCUGAUGCUUACAUGAGGCUCUGCACAGAGUACAACCAAUGGGAGUGGGAGUUCAAAAAGGAAAUGUACAAAUGGGUUACCACAGCAGAGACAAGAAUUUCCAAUUUUGGUACCGCUGCUGCAAAAUCUGAAAUAUCUGACAUGAAUGAAUUCAUCAUUGUGUUGAAAAGUGAAGCAACCACAGAGCUGACCAAGUGGGAGACAAAGCUGCUCGAAAACUUGAAAAAUUACUUUGAGCAGUCAGAGGGUCAUGUUUAUCUGGUUGAAGGAUACAGAGAAGAUUUUGCAAACAGUACGAAGAGCCUUCGACGAGAAAUAGAAAACUCUGUUGUUAAUCAGGUGAUAGCAGCAGUUGACAUAAGACGAGGAAUGGCAGAACUCGAUAAAAUCAAGGAGAACCAUACAAAAAAAUUAGAAAAUCAGGUGCAUCAGCUCAUUGAAAAAUGUCGCAGGAAGUCCAUUCAAAUGACUGAAGAAGAACUGGAUGAUGAAUUUGCCAAGAUUUGGAGUGAGACUGAAAAUGAAUUAUCUUUUUCAAAAUUAAGUGUCAAGGACAUCAGCAGCAGUGUCCUCCACCAUCUGGCAGCCAAUCUCUCAAUGAAAGGAGGUUAUGCAAGGGAAUUACUAAAUGCAAAAAAAUUGCAAGAUUGUGGAAGAGAGCCAUUCAAAUACAAUCCUGAAGCCUUUAUGGACAGAGCAAGACACAAAGUGAAGAAGUUUCUUUUCCGUAAGGAUUACUUGUUGGAAAUUCAGAAAUUGGCAGACAACAUCAUAGAUGCUUGCACUCAGUUUGUAACUGAGAAAAUUGAAAAAAAAACUAAUUACCAUGACACUUACACUGAGGAGAUUCUUCAUAUCAUUGAUGAAAUGCUCAAAAUGAAAACGGUGAACACAAAUGUUGACUUUGAAGUUUCUCUUAAACAGCACAUCUGUGGAUUUGCAGCAAGAGAGUUUCAGACAAUGCAUGAGCAUUUUCUACAUGAGAAUGAUCCUGCGACAUGUUUUGAUCAAAACAAGGAAAAGUUUUGUGCUGAUUUCAAAGAUGUUUUCCAGAAAAAAGACCAAUGUGAGAAAAAGGCUCAAGAAUUCACCGACAAAUGUUUGAAACCAGCAGUUGAAGAUUAUGUCAACCGUUCCCUGGGACCAGACAUCAUUGAUGAAAUGUUAACAAACCAAAAGUUCAGCACAAGAAUAUUCUUCCAGUAUUCCAUUUUAUUGGAUUUGCUAUUAAAGGAUAAAUUUGAGCGCUAUUUGAGAUUCAUUCUCUCAUAUGAAAAAUAUGUAAAAGAUUGGAUCCUCAAUGAAAUGUUGGAACAUUUCUCAAAUGAAGCUACAACAAAUGCAUUUGAGGAGCAGCAUAUAAAAUCAAGCAUCAUCUGGAUAACUGACGCAGUCGACAAGGCAAAACAGAAAGACUGUGUCAACUUGAGGAAAUUUGUUGAGGAUAUCUGCAAAGAACUGGGAGAUAAACUAAUCAUUCCCCAGGAUGCUCUUGGUGCCUUUAUGAUCCUAAACAAUGCUGACUGGGAGCAGUUUGCUCUGUCACUCAAAGAAUCUGUUACUGAGAUGGGACACAGUCUUACAAAAAUAUUUAAGAAAAAACAAUUCUUUGAAAAACUGCAAAGUCUCCAUUUAAAGCCACAGAAUGAGCUUUUCACCAAACUAAUUGGCUGUGGCAGACAGUGUCCAUUUUGUAAAUCUCCCUGUGAGGCAGGAGGAAAGGAACACACUGAACAUUGGGCUUCACUGCAUCGGCCAACAGGUUUGGGUAGCUACAGGUUUGUUUCCUCAAGUAAACUUGUAACCAAUAUCUGCUCUUCUCUUGUAAUCACUGACAGGAAUUUCCGUUGUCAUGAGACUAAUUAUACAUCUCACCCUUAUAAGCUUUAUAAAAAAAUAUUCCGAGCCUGGAAAAUUGUACCAGAUGUCAGUCUUGAGGCUUCAAACUACUGGAAAUAUGUAAUGACAAAGUACAAUGAUGACUUUGCUAAAGCAUAUAAAGCCAAAUCUGCUAAAAUUCCUGAGGCAUGGAAAAAUGUCACCUAUAAACAAGCAGCAGAAAGUCUCAAAGAGUCAUUUAGCAUCAAGUGAGAUAACAGAAUCCAUGUUGACAGAUUUACACAUGUUGUUAAUAAAUAUUUAAAUAUAAACUCAGCUGAAUUGUUGUGUUUAACUAAAUUUAGAGUCAUUGGUCUUCCUCACUAAAAUGCAGUUUUACCAGUAUCAAGUAGGUAGAAGUCACUUUUAGUCAUGACUUUUUAAUUUUGUCUUGUUACCUAAUUUUAAAAAUCUCAAACCAAUCAUGACCUGGUCUUAUCUGAUGGUGCAUAUUUUUCUUAUUUACUUUAAUGUGUGUUUUUUUUCUUUUGCAAAUAUACUAAUGUGAUUUAAUUGCUAAAUCUUCCUGGAUAUUUUUAAAGUUAUGGAAAUAAACCAGGUUGUUCAAAAUGAGCUGAAGACAUGUCUCUGGAGAGACAGCUAAGGUGAUUUUAUUUUGUGAUGUAUGGAGAAAAUAUAUCAUUUCAUUUCUAAAAUAUCUAAGUCGUUGACAAUUUUAUGUGCUAUAACAUAUAUUAUCUGCUUUGUAUUCAUUCUUUAUGUUGUAAUGGUAUAUCAUGCUUAUUGAUUAGAAUUUAGAUAGAUGAACAUGUUAUUUACUCUGCCACUUUGAAGUGUUUGUUUCUCUGCACUAGUGACGUAUAUUUUCCUUGUGCCAAGAUAAAAUGGGAGAGUUAUAAAAAGACAAUGUUAAAUAGUUAUCUGUUGAGUAAUUAAAAUAUGUGACUCCCUUGAACAACUUUGUUUUGUAUUUUAUAUAAAGGCAUUAGCAAUUAUGGAUAUGUAACAUUAUAUAUUAGUUGCAUUGUUCUGUUAAAAGACUAAAUAAACAGAA